Molecule: messenger RNA, 1423 nt
Organism: Sarcophilus harrisii (Tasmanian devil)
Lineage: Eukaryota; Metazoa; Chordata; Mammalia; Dasyuromorphia; Dasyuridae
Gene: UCP1
Product: uncoupling protein 1
Exons: 6
Coding region: 269-1201 (310 amino acids)
Biological process (GO): mitochondrial transport; response to cold; adaptive thermogenesis
Cellular component (GO): mitochondrial membrane
Molecular function (GO): oxidative phosphorylation uncoupler activity
Source: RefSeq, a predicted model, not a curated record
CCCAGAGGCAUCCAGUGGAAUUGGGUGCCCGACGUCCGAGCGAGUGCGGACUUCCCGAGGGCGGCAGCGCGCGGGUAAGCGCGCCCCGGAGUCAUGCAGCUGCCCGGGCGGAGGGGACUCGCCUCUGCCUCGGCUCCCCGGUACCCUCCGCAUCGAGGGUAGCAGCCUCAGGGUCCCGGUGGCAGGAAAACACUCCCCUUUCCCUGCUCCACCGCACCCCCAGCCCCCUAAGGCAGCCCACCCCGCGGGAAAGCCUCAGUGAGCCGCAAUGGUGGGCCUGAAACCCUCGGACGUGCCGCCCACCCCGGGCGUCAAGUUCGUCGGAGCCGGGGCCGCCGCCUGCAUCGCGGAUCUGGUCACCUUUCCGCUGGACACCGCCAAGGUCCGGCUGCAGAUCCAAGGCGAAGGCCAGAGCACCGGAGCUGUCCGGUACAAAGGAGUGCUGGGGACCAUUGUCACCCUGGUGAAAACCGAAGGACCGAGAAGUCUGUACAGCGGGCUGCAUGCUGGGCUGCAGAGGCAGAUGAGCUUUGCCUCCAUUAGAAUCGGGCUCUACGACACUGCCAAACAGUUCUACAACAAUGGAAGAGAAACAGCUGGAAUAGGAAGCAGGAUCCUGGCGGGGUGCACCACUGGUGGGUUGGCAGUCAUAGUAGCACAGCCUACAGAUGUGGUGAAAGUCAGACUUCAAGCACAGAGCAACCUAUCCGGUGCCAAACCCCGAUACACCGGGACUUUCCACGCCUACAAAACGAUAGCAACAGAAGAAGGAGCAAGAGGGCUUUGGAAAGGGACAGCACCCAAUGUGACAAGAAAUGCUAUUGUCAAUUCUGCAGAGCUAGUAACCUAUGAUUUAAUAAAGGAGAACCUUUUGAAAUACAACCUACUCACAGAUAAUCUACCUUGCCAUUUUGUUUCGGCCUUUGGCGCUGGAUUUUGCACAACAGUGGUAGCAUCUCCAGUUGAUGUGGUAAAGACCCGAUACAUGAAUUCUCCACCAGGACAAUACACCAGCGCUCCCAGAUGUGCAUGGACAAUGCUCACAAGGGAAGGACCAACCGCAUUUUACAAAGGGUUUGUGCCUUCCUUCUUAAGACUAGGAUCCUGGAAUGUUGUUAUGUUCGUAUCCUAUGAACAGCUGAAAAGGGCCAUGAUGAGGUCCGGGCCGACUAUUGAUUGUGCCACAGAAUCAUCUUUAUAAAAGAUACUGCAGGAAGAUACUGGUGGGAAUAUUUAAUGUGUAUUUGGACCCCAAAAGUCAUGUAUUUCUUGCCAUAAAGACUAUAAAAGUAUAUUUAUUUGGCUAGGGCUAAGUACUGGGUAGAACACUGGCCCAGAGUUGGGAAGACCUGAAUUCAGAUGUGGACUCAGACACUAAUAACUGUGUGAUGCUGGGCACAUCAUUAAACCUAUUUAAUCCACU